Molecule: messenger RNA, 2175 nt
Organism: Salvia splendens (bonfire salvia)
Lineage: Eukaryota; Viridiplantae; Streptophyta; Magnoliopsida; Lamiales; Lamiaceae
Product: jasmonoyl--L-amino acid synthetase JAR6
Exons: 5
Coding region: 292-2022 (576 amino acids)
Cellular component (GO): cytoplasm
Molecular function (GO): acid-amino acid ligase activity
Source: RefSeq, a predicted model, not a curated record
UUCCAACUGCCGAAUUCUCCCUCCCUCUCUCACUUCCCCUCCCAUAAAAAUCCAAUCUUUUUCAUCUUAUAAAAUACCCCUUUCUCUCUCUUGACACUCUGCCUCACCUCCCCCAAAAACAAUCAACUCAAAACAUAACCCCCCCUUUGGCCUUUGUCUAAACCGUUAUUCCAUCGAAACACCCGCUUCCCUUUUCUCCCUGCUUCUCUCUCUGUGAAUUAUGAUUCUCACUGAAUAUUUGGUCGGUCGGAUUUCCUUUUUUUUCUAGCUUUCUUGAUUGAAUUUGUGAAGAUGCUGGAGAAAAUGGAGGAGAGAUUUGAUGCAGAAGCAGUGAUAAAUGAGUUCGAGUCGUUGUCGAGGGAUGCAGGGACAGUUCAGAGAGAGACUCUGCGGAAAAUCUUGGAUGAAAAUGGUGGAACAGAGUAUUUGCAGAGAUGGGGUCUCAAUGGCAGAACUGAUCCUGAUAGCUUCAAGAACUGUGUUCCCAUUGUCUCCCACUGUGACUUGGAGCCUUACAUUCAGCGGAUUGCAGACGGCAACAGCCCCUGCUGCCUCACCGGGAAGCCGAUAACCACCAUCUCCUUGAGUUCGGGUACCACUCAAGGGAAGCCUAAGUUUGUGCCUUUCAAUGAUGAAUUGAUGGAGAGCACGAUGCAGAUAUACAAGACGUCGUUCGCAUAUAGGAAUAGGGAGUAUCCAAUUGGGAAUGGGAAGGCGUUGCAGUUCAUCUAUAGCAGCAAGCAGUUCAAGACGAAAGGCGGGCUAGCUGCUGGAACAGCCACAACCAACGUCUACCGCAAUGCACAGUUCAAGAAAACAAUGAGAGCAAUGCAGACCCCGUGCUGCAGCCCUGAUGAAGUGAUCUUUGGACCUGAUUUCCAUCAGUCGUUGUACUGUCAUCUCCUAUGCGGACUGAUUUUCAGAGACGAUGUUCAGGUCGUCUCAUCCACGUUCGCGCAUAGCAUAGUCCACGCCUUCCGGACCUUCGAACAAGUCUGGGAAGAACUUGUCACUGAUAUCCGUGAAGGGACGUUGAGCAGCCGGAUUACAGUCCCAUUGAUCCGAACAGCUAUGUCAAAGCUACUUGUACCGAAUCCUCAACUGGCGGAUACCAUUUAUAGAAACAUCUCAGGGCUAAGCAACUGGUACGGCCUAAUCCAAGAGCUAUUUCCGAACACCAAGUACAUAUACGGGAUCAUGACCGGGUCAAUGGAGCCGUAUCUGAAAAAAAUGAGGCAUUAUGCUGGCGAGCUACCUUUGUUAAGUGCAGAUUACGGAGCUUCAGAGGGAUGGAUCGGAGCGAACGUCAACCCCAAGCUCACCCCAGAGAUGGCCACUUUCGCUGUGCUUCCUAAUAUUGGCUACUUCGAAUUCAUCCCUUUGAGAGAGGAUCUAAACCACCAAGGGCAAGAGGCGAAACCAAUAGGGCUCACCGAUGUCAAGAUAAGCGAGGAGUACGAGAUCUUAGUCACCAAUUUUGCAGGGUUGUACCGUUACAGGUUAGGCGACGUGGUGAAGGUUAAAGGUUUCCACAACUCGACUCCGGAGCUCCAGUUCAUCUGCAGGAGGAAUCUCCUCCUCACCAUCAACAUCGACAAGAACACCGAGAAGGAUCUGCAGCUCGCAGUGGAAGCAGCGGCCGAGCUGCUGGCGGGGGAGAAGCUUGAGGUUGUGGACUUCACCAGCCGCGUGGAUCUCUCUACGGAUCCCGGGCAUUACGUCGUCUUCUGGGAGAUCAGCGGGGAUCCCCAGGACGAGCUCCUCCAGGAAUGCUGCAACUGCCUCGACAGAUCCUUCGUGGACGCGGGGUACAUGAGCUCGCGCAAGGUCCGAGCCAUCGGGGCACUGGAGCUCCGGAUCGUGAGGAAGGGGACCUUCCACAAGAUACUCGACCACUACGUGGGGCUCGGGGCCGCCGUCAGCCAGUUCAAGACGCCGCGCUGCGUGGGCCCCACGAACGACACCGUUCUGCAGAUCCUGUCCGUGAACGCCGUCAGGAGCUACUUCAGCACUGCGUUUUAGUCUGUUGGAUUGAUGAUUUGUUGGGGGAAAAAUAUGCUGUUUUUUGUUUUUGUGUAGCAUAAAUCUUAUUAAGAAUAUUUAUCAGUUCAACUGUAUAAAUCAACUGUUGUAGUACAAAAUCUUCUGCUUUAGAAUUCACUUUAAUAUCGAGGA